Molecule: messenger RNA, 612 nt
Organism: Pogona vitticeps (central bearded dragon)
Lineage: Eukaryota; Metazoa; Chordata; Lepidosauria; Squamata; Agamidae
Source: RefSeq, a predicted model, not a curated record
AUGAUCUUGGGUCGGCGAGAGUUCGAGUCCCGCCCGCAGCUCCGCCAAGAGGAAGAAGAAGCAACGGAGGAACCGCACCACCUUCAACAGCAGCCAGCUCCAGGCGCUGGAGAGGGUGUUCGACAUGGGCAUGGAAAGCCGGGUGGAAUCGCCUUCUCUUUGGCCUCCGGCCACGGAACGGGCGGGUGCUGGAGGCCGGUUUCUGACCGUUCUUCUUGGUUGUCUCUCUCUCUCCCGCGAACAGGCGAGAGUUCGAGUCCCGCCCGCAGCUCCGCCAAGCGGAAGAAGAAGCAACGUAGGAACCGCACCACCUUCAACAGCAGCCAGCUCCAGGCGCUGGAGAGGGUGUUCGAGAGGACGCACUACCCAGAUGCCUUCGUCCGAGAGGAGCUGGCGCGGCGCGUGAGCCUGAGCGAGGCCAGAGUACAGGUAUGGUUUCAGAACCGGAGGGCCAAAUUCCGCCGUAACGAAAGAGCCAUGCUCGCCAACCGGUCGGCGUCCCUGCUCAAGUCCUACAGUCAGGAUGCGGCCAUUGAGCAACCCAUGGCACCCCGGCCAACAACUCUGAGCCCAGACUACCUGUCUUGGUCAACCUCCUCCCCGUACAGGUGA